Molecule: messenger RNA, 1885 nt
Organism: Boeremia exigua
Lineage: Eukaryota; Fungi; Ascomycota; Dothideomycetes; Pleosporales; Didymellaceae
Product: NACHT and ankyrin domain protein
Exons: 3
Coding region: 80-1885 (601 amino acids)
Molecular function (GO): protein binding
Source: RefSeq, a predicted model, not a curated record
CGUUGAGACAGCAGCACAAACACAACCACGGACAUUUCAUCAGUGCAGUGACGUUGGUGACUCUACAUACUGCAGGUACAUGAUGGCUAGCGGGUCUCUGCCCCACUUUCUUUCGAUCCAGGAGACGUCCGCAACCAAUGGAGGCCAGGGCUUCGCUGGGAUCAACCUCGGAACCGUAAACUAUGCUGGAAGCAAUGCAACAACAUCUGGCCUGACCGCAGCGGCCAUCAAAUGUCGUCAAGACCUCUUCCUCACCGAUCCUGAUCACGAGCGAGAGAAAGUGAUCAGCGCGAAAGGCGACAGAGUCGCCGGGACUUGCGAAUGGAUUACACAAGACAAAAGCUACCGCCUCUGGCUCCAGGGCGAUGGCGAUGGCAAUAGUGGUAAGGAGAUCCGCCUGCUGUGGAUCUCAGGCGGGCCGGGGAAGGGCAAGACAAUGAUGUCUGUUUUUCUGACACAAGAGCUGCAGAGGCACACAGAACGCAUAGAAGGUGCAAAUCUGAUAUUUUUCUUCUGCAGCGCCGAGGAUGAGAGGCGCAACACAGCUGAAGCAAUGCUGCGCGGACUGGUGCACCAGAUUUUCGUCAAGCGGCCGCAGCUGAUCAAACACGCGCUGCCAUACUUUGAAACGCCGGAAAGAACAAAGCAGACGCUGUCGUCUCCUGAGGUGUUGUGGAUCAUCUUCAGCAAGCUUGUCGUAGAUGUCGAACUUGGGACGAUGUUCUGUGUAAUUGACGGCCUUGACGAGUGCACAGAAAUCACACUACAAAUGCUGUUACCGCGGAUAGUCAGCCUGCUCGCUGAUGGAACUCAGUCGUCCAGCAAGGGUUCAUUCAAGCUUACAAUCGUCAGCCGAGACAUGCUUGGCCUGCAAGGAUGCACUAGAAUAAGACUAGACCCCGACAACGACGAGAGCGUGGAUGACGACAUCAAGCUAUUCGUGUCUGCCCGAGUUGUUGAGCUGUCGAGGAUCGAAGGGUUCAGUGAAGAAUUUCGAGCAUUUGUGCAGACAGAGCUCCUCCGCCGCGCUGGAGGUACAUUCUUGUGGGUGGGCUUCGCGAUGCACGAGCUGUCGCAGAAGCAGACAUGCAGUCAGAUCUUGGAGGCGCUCAACGAUUUGCCGAGUGGUCUUCCAGCGAUAUACGGCCGCAUGCUGCUACGGAUCCCGGCCAAGCGAAGGGAUAUGAGCCGGGCGAUUCUGCGGUGGGUAGCACUGGCUGUUCGCCCUCUGCGGCUGCGAGAGCUAGCAGCUGCAGUGGGCAUUCAGGCUUCAUCACCUCGACUAACGAUGUGUAUAGUGCAGCUGCUGUCAGAUGCCGGAGCAGACCUCAAGGCGAAGAACAACAACGGGGACACAGCCCUACAUUUAGCAAUUUCAGAUCUGUGGGAUGGAGAGGAAGUAGUGAAGCUGCUGUUAGACGCCGGAGCAGACCUCAAGGCGAAGAACAACAAUGGGGACACAGCCCUACAUCUAGCAGCUUCAGAUUGGUGGAUUGGAGGGGGAUUAGUGCAGCUACUGUUAGACGCUGGAGCUGACUUCAAGGCGAAGAACAACAACGGGGACACAGCCCUACAUCUGACAGCUUCAGCUCGGUGGAUUAGUAAGGAAACAGUGCAGUUGGUGUUAGACGUUGAAGCAGACCUCAAGGCGAAGAACAACAACAGGGACACAGCGCUACAUCUAUCAGCUUCAGAUCGGUGGGUUAAGAAGGAUGCAGUGCAGCUACUGUUAGACGCUGGAGCAGACCUCGAGGCGAAGAACAACAGGAGAGAAACUGCACUACAAGUGGCGGUUCGGGUGAAGAACGACGCAGCAGUGCAGCUGCUUUUGGAGAGAGGAGCCAAGGUACAGAAGUUGUUGAAGCGGAAGAGGCCUCGGGAUUGA